This is a messenger RNA of Asparagus officinalis (garden asparagus), 937 nucleotides long. RefSeq lists its product as uncharacterized. The record is from RefSeq and is a predicted model, not a curated record. Bases 127 to 609 code for a protein of 160 amino acids. NCBI's taxonomy places the organism in Eukaryota, Viridiplantae, Streptophyta, Magnoliopsida, Asparagales, Asparagaceae. The transcript has 2 exons.
AGCCCAAAAUUAAGCUUCGAAAAGAACUAGCCAUCAGGGCCCACUAAGAAGCCUACGUAUCCUGGAAAGAAAGAUCCAACAAUCGCGAGUGAGAUCGAGCAGGCGGAACGCCCAGAAAAAAAAAGCAUGUUGUUCCGCGUCGGCGGCGGCGGCGCAGCAGGCGCUGCAGCAGCGGCAGGGAUGAAGUUGGUACGGUAUUUCUCUCGGAAAUGCGCGCCGGACCUAAAGAGGAUAAACCCCAAGGUGCCAAGAGAGGAGGCCAAGGCCAUAUCUCAAGGCCUCUUCCAGAUCAUCAAAGAGAGAGGACCCUUGUCGGUUUCCAACACUUGGAACCACGCUAAGGAAGCUGGUAUUGAUGGGCUCAGCAGCAAAACCCAUAUGAAGAUCAUGCUGAAAUGGAUGAGAGGAAGGAAGAUGCUCAAACUUUUCUGCACCCACCAUGGUUCUGCCAAAAGAUUUCUCCAUUCUACCCUCCCUGAAGAUCCUCGACCUGUCGAGCAAGAGAUCGUGACUGCUGCACCUUCUGAUAGCCUACAGCCUUCUAUGAGGCAGGAGAAGAAACAGUUGAAGAAGCUGAACAAGAAGCAGAAAAGGUUUAAUGUAGCCUAACAUUUUGGUUCAUUUUUGGUCAUUUAUGUGCAAGUGCUCAACUUUUUUUAGUUUUCUGUUGUGGUAUCCGAUUGAUCUUUUUCCACCUCCAUAUCCUGUGUUUGCGUAGAAACUUUGGGAAGUAAGCAGAAAAUAACGUUUGAUGCAUCUUCUUUAGGCAAUGAUUGAUUGAUAAUCUUGUCAUAGCGUCUAUAUAACACUGCAUUUUGUGGCAAAUUAUGGUGGUAAUGGACUUUGGGAACUACCAUAUUGUAAUUCCUUCUGUAAGGAGAUCUGUAUUUACGCUUAAGAUACUUGUGAGAGGAGGACUGGAGCUUUGGUUCAUUCA